AAGCUGGUGAACACGGACAAAAAGCAGGCAGGAAAGGGAAUUAUGAAGUAUCAGGCUCUAGAACGCGCCGAAGGUGCCCGAAACCUGCAGGCUCGUCGUAAGCAGAAACGUAUAAAGGAGAUGCAGAAGAAGAAGAAGCAGAGACCGGACUUUGUCAAACGCGCCUUCCUUAAGCGUGGACAAGGAGAGGUAGAGAGAAUCAAGCGUGCGGGCCCUACACAUAAACGUGUUAGAAAGCAAAAGAAUCGUGAAAGGGUCUUCGACUUCUUUGAACUGCCAGAAUAA
Dibothriocephalus latus is the source of this 285-nucleotide messenger RNA. The record is from the annotation of a GenBank genome assembly. NCBI's taxonomy places the organism in Eukaryota, Metazoa, Platyhelminthes, Cestoda, Diphyllobothriidea, Diphyllobothriidae.